Messenger RNA from Pseudozyma hubeiensis SY62, 303 nucleotides. RefSeq lists its product as hypothetical. The transcript has a single exon. Lineage: Eukaryota; Fungi; Basidiomycota; Ustilaginomycetes; Ustilaginales; Ustilaginaceae. The coding region runs from base 1 to 303 and encodes 100 amino acids. The record is from RefSeq and is a predicted model, not a curated record.
AUGGCAGCCGAGCCGACACGGACGCCGGUCGAAGCCGAGGAGCUCUGGCUGCUGCUCGUCUGGCUAGAAGUUUGCGAGGAGCUGGGACUUGAGUUCGAGCUCGAGCUCGAUUGGCUCGCCGAGUUGGAGGAGCUGGCGCUGGCGCUGGCUACCGAAGACGAGGCGGAAGCCGAAGCGGAAGCGACCGAUCCAGAUGCAGUGGCAGACGACGAUGAAGAGCCCGACUGGGUUGCAGCCGAAGCAGCCGAGACGAUCCUACCCAAACCCCAGGGGAUCGCAGGUCCCUCUGGCUGCUUAGCGUAA